Molecule: messenger RNA, 1818 nt
Organism: Melitaea cinxia (Glanville fritillary)
Lineage: Eukaryota; Metazoa; Arthropoda; Insecta; Lepidoptera; Nymphalidae
Gene: und
Product: methionine aminopeptidase 2
Exons: 8
Coding region: 150-1541 (463 amino acids)
Biological process (GO): proteolysis
Molecular function (GO): metalloaminopeptidase activity
Source: RefSeq, a predicted model, not a curated record
AAGAUACGCAUGUUGCAACACAAUGCCAAAUUACUAGAGUCUAACGAGACAACUGCAGCUACUGAUACAAUUGCGCAAAUAAAAAAAUAUCAUCGGAAUUCGCGUGCAUGUUUAUGAAAAGAUAUUUUUGUAAAUUAUAAAAUAACAUAAUGGCUGAUGUUAAGAAAGUUGAAGAAACAAAAAAGGAAAUAGAAAAUGACGAAGAAGAAGAGGAAUUACAAGAAACAGAAGAAAUCGAAGCCAAAGAUCCCGCUAAGAAGAAAAAAAAGAAAAAGAAGAAGAAGAAGACAGCGGGAACUGAUAAUGCAGUUGAUAAUGUAACUACCGAGGCUGAAAAAACGGAAACACCUUCGGUAGAUGAGAAUGCAGGAGAUGAGAAGAAAAAGAAAAAGAAAAAUAAAAACAAGAGUGGAAAGAACAUUGAUAAAGUGCAAACAGAUCCACCAACAAUUCCAAUUUCUGAACUUUUCCCAGACGGAAACUUCCCUGAAGGUCAAAUAAUGGAACAUGGCCCAGCUGAGGGUAUUGAUGAAAGAACAGCUAAAGAUCGAUUUUCAAGCGAAGAGAAAAGGGCUUUAGACAGGAUGCAUAAUGAUAUUUAUCAAGAAAUAAGGCAUGCUGCUGAAGCACAUAGACAAACUCGAAAACACAUGCGUAAUUGGAUUAAACCAGGCAUGACUAUGAUAGAAAUCUGUGAAGAACUCGAAUCAACUGCUAGACGUCUUAUUGGAGAGGAUGGUCUUAAAGCGGGACUGGCUUUCCCUACUGGUUGCAGUCGUAACCAUUGCGCUGCACAUUAUACACCAAAUACAGGUGAUAACACAGUGCUGCAGUAUGAUGAUGUAGUCAAAAUUGAUUUUGGUACACAUAUUAACGGACGUAUUAUUGAUUGUGCAUUUACUUUGCAUUUCAAUCCUCGCUAUGAUCCAUUAGUAAAAGGUGUACAAGAGGCAACCGAGGCAGGAAUCAAAGCUUCUGGUGUUGACGUCAGGUUGUGUGACGUUGGUGCUGCUGUUCAAGAGGUAAUGGAGUCACAUGAAAUUGAAUUGGAUGGAAAUACAUAUCAAGUAAAACCAAUACGAAAUCUUAAUGGCCACUCUAUAGGGCCCUAUCGUAUCCAUGCUGGAAAAACUGUGCCAAUAGUAAAGGGUGGAGAAACAACAAGGAUGGAAGAAAAUGAGUUUUAUGCAAUUGAAACUUUCGGUUCCACAGGACGUGGGCAAGUUCAUGAUGAUAUGGAUUGCUCACAUUACAUGAAAAACUUUGAUCAACAAUAUGUGCCUUUAAGAUUGCAAUCAUCAAAACAGCUACUCAAUUUAAUAAACAAAAACUUUGGAACACUCGCAUUUUGCAAGAGGUGGCUGGAACGCGCCGGCGCGUCGCGCUACGCUAUGGCUCUCAAAGAUCUAUGUGACAAGGGUGUAGUGGACGCCUACCCGCCUCUAUGUGACAUUAAGGGCUGCUACACCGCGCAGUUUGAACACACCCUAAUCUUGAGACCCACUUGCAAGGAAGUAGUAUCCCGUGGAGACGAUUAUUAAGAAUUUUCUCUUACUUUUAUACCAAUUAUAUUUUUGAAAUACCUGUUUAGUAAUAAUGAAACUAAUGUUUUAAGUACAUACUGUACUGUAAAAAUUAAAAAUUCGCUUUUAUUGAUUUAGUCAAUCAAUGCUUUUGUUUAUAUUAUAUGAUUGAGACAAUUUAUUCUACAUAUAUUAAGGACGUAAUAAUACUAAAACCCUUUUUGAUCAGUGUGAUACAAUUCAGAACCUUUUGUAUAAGUAAUGAGAAAAAAAAUUCAAUAAAGUUCUUAAAAUA